Messenger RNA from Monosiga brevicollis MX1, 810 nucleotides. RefSeq lists its product as uncharacterized. The transcript has 5 exons. Gene Ontology annotation, cellular component: cAMP-dependent protein kinase complex. NCBI's taxonomy places the organism in Eukaryota, Choanoflagellata, Craspedida, Salpingoecidae. Bases 1 to 810 code for a protein of 269 amino acids. Gene Ontology annotation, molecular function: protein kinase A regulatory subunit binding. The record is from RefSeq and is a predicted model, not a curated record.
AUGUGUGCUGACAAUGAGACACAUAACGGAGUUACCAACUGUUAUCUCUCCUUCGCAACGAGUCAAAAGGAUCAGAAACGAGCGUGUGAAAAAGGGCAGUCAGGCACGGGUCAAGCACGGGUGAACGUGGCCGCCAUAAGCGAGGAGAAGAGCUUGCAGGUGCUGCAGGUGGCUAAGGAAAGAGUAGAGUUUGGGAAGAUGGCGUCUACUCGCGAAGAAGAGGUCGCGCAAGUCGCAGCACAGUUGGUGCAGUCCAUUCUGACCGAUCUCACAGCCAAAAUGAGUUCACACGAGGCACCUGCAGCUGCCACGGACCCCGCUGCAACUACCCAAGUUAGGCCCAAGACCGCCGAAGUCCGUGCGCUUUCUGCCGAAAUGGUCGGUGAGGCGCUUGCCUCAGCCAUUGAGCAACUUCCAAUUCUGCCGAUGGAAGAUACUUCCAACAUGACCCAAGAGCAGAUUGUGGACGCCAUUGUCCAGACGUGGGACAUCUCUGAGCAAUGGCGGUAUCACAUCGACAAGGCCGUUGGCGACCAGUGCACGGUGCUGUUCAGCAUCCCCACGCGUCGUCGCCCAGUGCCCAAUGCUACCGUCGAGAUUGUAUUCAACGUGACCAGUGUGGACGGUCGUUGGCGAGUAAUCUGGCGCAUUGAUGACCAAAAACUUGAGCACACAGAGCGAACUGUGUGCCGUGAAGAAUGGCUACGAAAAUCGCUUGCGCACAAGCGUGCCAUGCAAGACGCUAUAUCUUCAAUUCUUGACCCUGAGGAGGAAGUAGAUGCCAAGGCAGCCGAUCCCCCGAGCAACUGA